GAAACGGCCGCCGCCGCAGCAUCUCCUGCCCCAGCUGUAACGGGCAGGCGGAGGGCAACAAGCUGCUGGCCCCCCUGGCUCUGGCCUGCGGAGCCGAUGGCAGCAUCUUUGUGGGAGACUUCAACUACAUCAGGAGGAUCUUCCCCUCUGGGAAUGUUACCAGUGUCAUGGAGCUGAGAAACAAAGAUUUCAGACAUAGCAACAACCCUGCUCACCGGUACUACCUGGCCACGGACCCGGUCACAGGACAGCUGUACGUGUCGGACACUAACUCCCGCCGCAUCUACAGACCCAAGAUGCUCAGCGGCGCCCGUGACCUCAUCAGUAAUGGAGAAGUAGUGGCUGGUACAGGUGAACAAUGUCCUCCAUUUGAUGAAGCACGAUGUGGAGAUGGAAGAAAAGCUACAGAGGCACAACUGCUGGGACCUAAAGGGAUUGCAGUAGACAGGAACGGAUUGAUCUACUUUGUGGACGGGACUAUGAUCAGGAAAGUUGAUCGUAAUGGAAUCAUUUCCACGAUGCUGGGCAGCAACGACCUGACCUCUGCACGACCCCUGACCUGCGACACCAGCAUGCACAUAAGACAGGUUCGUUUGGAAUGGCCCACAGAUCUAGCCAUCAAUCCAAUGGAUAACUCCAUCUACGUCCUGGACAACAACGUUGUGCUGCAGAUCACUGAAAACAGACAGGUUCGUAUAGUGGCGGGGCGUCCCAUGCACUGCCAGGUCCCUGGGAUAGAAUACACCAUGGGGAAGAGGGCAGUGCAGACCAUGCUGGAGGGGGCCACAGCCGUCGCCCUGUCCUACAGCGGGGUCCUCUACAUCGCAGAGACGGACGAGAAGAAAAUCCACCGCAUCAGACAGGUGUCGACUGAUGGGGAAAUAACCCAGCUAGCUGGAGAGCCUUCUGACUGUGACUGCAAGAACGAUGCCAACUGUGACUGCUAUCAAACAGGAGACGGCUACGCUAAAGACGCGAGGCUGAACUGUCCUGCGUCUUUAGUGGUGUCUCCGGAUGGGACGCUGUAUGUGGCUGAUCUGGGAAACAUCCGGAUUCGAGCCAUACGCUGCAACCAACCCCCCACUGGCUCCCUGGCUUCAGGACCCAGCUCCUAUGAAGUGGCCUCCCCCGCCUCCCAGGAGCUCUACGUGUUUGAUGGGAACGGGACUCACCAGUUCACCAUGUCUCUGGUCACUGGAGACUAUAAAUACAACUUCAGCUACAGCAAUGAGGAGGAUGUGACGGCAGUGACGGACAGCAGUGGGAACACCCUGCGUAUCCGCAGAGACACCAACCGGCUGCCUGUACGCGUGGUCUCCCCUGACAACCAGGUCAUCUGGCUGACCAUCGGGACUAACGGGGGUCUGAAGACUCUCACGGCUCAGGGUCAGGAGCUGGUGUUGUUUAGUUACCAUGGAAACAGCGGCUUGCUGGCUACCAAGAGCAUCCAGAUAGGCUGGACCACCUUCUAUGACUAUGACAGCGAGGGCCGUCUGACUAAUGUGACAUUCCCCACCGGCGUUGUGACCAAUCUCCACGGCGACAUGUCGUCGGGGGCUGUUGCUGUGGACAUUGAGACGUCAGGGAGGGAUGAGGACGUUUCCAUCACAACCAAUCUGUCGUCAAUAGACUCCUUCUACACUCUGGUGCAGGACCAGCUUCGUAACAGCUACCAUGUGGGGAGCGACCACUCACUGAGGGUGAUCUAUGCCAAUGGGAUGGACACACACUACCAGACAGAGCCCCACAUACUGGCAGGUGCUGCUAACCCAACUGUAGCCCGACGCAACAUGACGCUGCCAGGAGAGAACGGCCAGAACCUGGUGGAGUGGAGGUUCAGGAAGGAGCAGACCCGGGGGAAAGUCAUCGUGUUCGGGAGGAAGCUCAGGGUGAAUGGUAGGAACCUGCUGUCAGUGGAUUACGACCGUUCGCUGCGAACAGAGAAAAUAUAUGAUGACCACAGGAAGUUCCUGCUGAAGAUCAUCUAUGACACACAAGGCCAUCCCACACUGUGGGUUCCCAGCAGCAAGCUGCUGUCAGUCAACCUCACAUACUCCAGUACGGGGCAGGUGACUGGCCUCCAGAGGGGUCCCACCACAGAGAAGUGGGAGUAUGACAGCCAGGGACGAAUCAUUUCCCGAGUGUUCGCUGACGGGAAGAUUUGGAGCUACACCUACUUGGAUAAGUCCAUGGUGUUGCUGCUGCACAGCCAGCACCAGUACAUCUUUGACUUUGACUCCGGGGACCGUCUGUCCGCGGUAACCAUGCCUAGCGUGGCUCGACACACCAUGCAGACCCUCCGAUCCAUAGGGUACUACAGGAACAUCUACAACCCCCCAGAGAGCAACGCCUCUGUGACUGUGGACUACUCUGAAGAUGGACAGCUCCUCCGAAUUGCCCAUCUAGGCACGGGCCGCCGUAUACUGUACAAAUAUCGCAGACAGAACAAGCUGGCAGAGAUCCUCUAUGACUCCACUCGGGUCAGUUUCACGUAUGAUGAGACAGCUGGUGUUCUUAAGACCGUCAACCUGCAGAGCGAAGGCUUCAUCUGCUCCAUCAGGUACCGGCAGAUCGGCCCUCUGGUCGACCGGCAAAUCUUCCGCUUCAGCGAGGACGGCAUGGUGAACGCUCGCUUCGACUACACGUACGACAACAGCUUCAGAGUGACCAGCAUGCAGGCUGUGAUCAACGAGACGCCGCUGCCCAUCGACCUGUACCAGUUUGAUGAUAUAUCUGGGAAGGUGGAGCAGUUUGGGAAGUUUGGAGUCAUCUAUUAUGAUAUCAAUCAGAUCAUCUCCACAGCAGUGAUGACAUACACCAAACACUUCGACCAGCACGGCCGCAUCAAGGAGAUCCAGUAUGAGAUCUUCAGGUCUCUGAUGUACUGGAUCACCAUUCAGUACGACAACAUGGGCCGAGUCACCAAGCGGGAGAUCAAGAUUGGACCAUUUGCCAACACAACCAAAUAUGGAUACGAGUAUGACGUUGAUGGACAGCUACAGACGGUCUCCCUCAACGAGAAGAUGAUGUGGAGAUAUAAUUAUGACCUGAAUGGGAACCUGCAUUUGCUGAACCCGGGCAACAGUGGUCGUCUGACCCCGCUACGCUACGACCUGAGGGACAGAAUCACCCGUCUGGGAGAUGUUCAGUACCGGAUGGAUGAAGACGGCUUCCUGAGGCAGAGAGGAGCUGAGAUAUUUGAAUACAACUCCAAAGGGCUCCUAGUUCGUGUGUACAGUAAAGCGGCCAGCUGGACCAUCCAGUACCGGUACGAUGGUCUUGGUCGGCGAGUGGCGUCCAGAAACAGUCUGGGCCAACACCUUCAGUUCUUCUACGCUGACCUGAACUACCCCACCAGGAUCACCCACGUCUACAACCACUCCAGCUCCGAGAUCACAUCCUUUUACUACGAUCUGCAGGGCCAUGUGUUUGCCAUGGAGAUCAGCAGUGGAGAGGAGUUCUACAUUGCCUGUGAUAACACUGGGACCCCGCUGGCUGUCUUCAGCAGCAAUGGACUAUUGCUUAAACAGGUGCAGUACACGGCGUAUGGGGAGGUGUACUUUGAUUCCAACCCAGACUUUGUGCUGGUGAUUGGUUUCCACGGAGGUCUGUAUGAUCCUCUCACACGGCUGCUGCACUUCGGAGACAGAGACUACGACAUCCCUGCUGGAAGGUGGACCACUCCUGACAUCAGCACAUGGACACGUGUUGGUAAAGACCCCCAGCCCUUCAACCUCUACAUGUUCAGAGGCAACAACCCCAUCAGCAAGAUUCACCAGGUCAAAGAGUAUGUCACAGAUGUCAAUAUCUGGUUGGUUACGUUUGGAUUCCAUCUCCACAACGCAAUCCCAGGGUACCCCAUUCCUAAAUUUGACCUGACGCAGCCGUCACUGGAGAUGAAGAAGAGCCAGCUGUGGGACGACCUGCCUUCCAUCUCGGGGGUCCAGCAGGAGGUGACCCGUCAGUCUCAGGCCUUCCUGUCCUUUGAGCGGAUGCCAGAAAUCCAGCUGAGUCGGCGGCACUCAGACCACACCAAACCCUGGCUGUGGUUCGCCACCGUCAGGUCUCUGAUCGGCAGGGGAGUGAUGCUCGCUGUGAUCCAAGGCCGCGUGGUGACCAACGCCCUCAACAUUGCCAAUGAGGACUGCAUCAAGGUGGCUGCAGUCUUAAACAACGCCUUCUACCUUGAAGACCUGCACUACACCGUGGAGGGCCGGGACACACACUACUUCAUCAAGACCAGCCUGCCGGAGAACGACCUCAGCGCGCUGCGGCUCACCUCAGGCAGGAAGUCGCUGGAGAACGGUGUGAAUGUCACGGUGUCGCAGUCCACCACGGUGAUGAACGGGAGGACGCGGCGCUUUGCUGACGUGGAGCUGCAGUACGGCUCUCUGGCGCUCCACGUGCGCUACGGCACCACGCUGGACGAGGAGAAGGCUCGGAUCCUGGAGCAGGCCCGGCAGAGGGCGCUGUCGAGCGCCUGGGCCCGCGAGCAGCAGCGGGUCAGAGACGGAGAGGAGGGAGUCCGGCUGUGGACGGAGGGAGAGAAACGGCAGCUGCUGAGCAGCGGGAAGGUUUUAGGGUUCGACGGAUACUACGUGUUGUCCAUAGAGCAGUACCCUGAGCUAGCUGACAGUGCUAACAACAUGCAGUUCCUACGGCAGAGUGAGAUAGGGAGGAGGUAACACGGCUCACAAUGUCUCAUUUCUACCCCACUAUGACUGUCAGACUAACAAAAAGUGAAAAGAAAGGAUUUAUAGUGAAGAUCAUUACGGAACAUAAUGAAACUACAGAUGUGAUGGUUUAAAACUGUCGUCAUGAGGCUGCAGGAAAGUUCAGUCUUUUGCCUUUUCUCUCUUUCUUUUUCUUUCUAAAUUUUCUUUCUAUCUACCCUGUUGUCUGCCUUUAAACAGCCUGCACGCAUGCCCCUCCCCCUCUCUCUGGUAGGCGGGACUAACCUGAUUCAUAUAAUCGUGUGCGUCUAGCUGUGAACCUGUGGGAUGUAGAGACUUGUUUAAUUAGCCAACGGAGCAUUUCCACAGCCGUCACAGCUAGGUGAUCUCUAAGCAUUUAGACAGUUGUAACUGUCAGCAGUCCGCAGAACAAUGUGCUCGCUCACAGAUGUUGCAGGCUUCUCAUCUGUGAGCCGUGUCUACAGGAUCUCUUGUCCCAUGGCUGAAGGAGCUGGAACUGCUGUUGAACUGAUGUGGACUCUCUAAGACAGACAGGCACACAAAAAAAGACUACAAUUUGUACGAAGGAGAAAAAAAAGACUUAUUUUCUGUUUGGAUUUUUGUUUUGUUUUUAUAUAUUAACUUGCAUUUGCUUCAGACAAAAAGGGGAUUCAAAAAUGAACAAAAAAUGUUUACAUACUAUUACCUAUACCACUAUUACUACUCUUAUUACACCACCAUCACCGCCACCACUGGAAUGGACCAUGAUCUGAACUGAACAAAACUUUAAGUUGUGUUUUUGUUUCCUCCUUAUCUCUUAUCUGUUGGUCAGUUUGAACCACUCCUUCUCAUCCCCUGUCCUCUUACAAAGUCUAUAAAAAUGUACAGUUUCAGACUACAAUCAGCAGCGGUCUAUGAGGAAACAGGCCAGCUCGGCUGUUUCUGAUUGGUUGUGGACCCUCAGUCGGGGGUCCUUCACUUCUGCAGAAUGGGACUCAGCCUCAUAAUGCAUCGACCUUGUGCUUUUAUCGGUCAAAGGUAGUAGUAAUGCUUGCAAUAGAAACAUGUUGUCAUGGCUUUGGGGGAGGGUUGUUGUGGGUAGGAACUAAGUGUUGCUUCUCUCCUCGUUGUUGCUGGUUUCUCCUUAAAGGGACAGUGCAUUGCCAUCAGUGACUUUAAUGAGUAACAGUGAUAGAUCAAAAAUCGAUGUGGAUGUUUUCUCAUUGAUCGUGGGUCUCUCUACUCUUAUCUGGAGUUUUCUUUGUGUGUAUGUGUGUUUACCAGGUUGGGAUGGCAUCUUUAAUCAUUUUAAAGGAAAGAACAGGAACUUCACACAGCGUUAACGUCAUAUGCCACCAAUCUUUUUUCAAAGACAAGUUGACAAUGUUUUUUAUUUUCAAGCUUGAGAAAUUCCACUUAUCCGUGCAUCAAUAUUAGUCUCAGAGAAAGUAAUUUAUGUACAGUGUUGCUACGGUAAAGAAUAAAAUUCCUUGAAACUACAA
Gymnodraco acuticeps is the source of this 6175-nucleotide messenger RNA. RefSeq names its product teneurin transmembrane protein 3 (gene tenm3). Gene Ontology annotation, biological process: neuron development; heterophilic cell-cell adhesion. Lineage: Eukaryota; Metazoa; Chordata; Actinopteri; Perciformes; Bathydraconidae. Gene Ontology annotation, molecular function: protein heterodimerization activity; cell adhesion molecule binding; protein homodimerization activity. The record is from RefSeq and is a predicted model, not a curated record. Gene Ontology annotation, cellular component: neuron projection. The annotation marks the transcript as partial. The transcript is spliced from 28 exons.